GCAAAUAGUGUUAUAUAAAGGUAGCAACCACAGAAGUUUGAUUCAGCGAAUUAAUCACUUCACAUCCUAUGCCAGCCAAUAAAAGCUGAUUCAUAUCUCACAAGACUCUAAAUUAGUAGUAACAUCCUAUUGUUCUGAAUCCCAGAAGACAACCAAAAUGGCUGUGCUAACAUUAAGGUCAUUUUUCUGUGUCUGUUGUCUCCUCCUGAUAACAAUUUUUAUGUCUGGAGUCAGUGCCGAUAAGAAUACAAAAAACUUCCACUACUUCUGUGAUCAUACAAACAAUAGAGGAAACUACACGGCCAACAGCACCUAUGAGACCAACCUCAACACCCUUUUGUCCACUAUCACUUCCAAUACAGAAAUCGAGUAUGGUUUCUACAAUCUCACAGAGGGCGAAAACACUGACCAAGUGUACGCUGUUGGGCUGUGUAGAGGAGACGUUAAGCCAGAUGAAUGCCGCAACUGCCUGGGACAUUCGAGAGGCAAUCUCAGUGAGGUUUGUCCAAAUCGAAAGGAAGCAAUUGGUUGGUACGAGGACGAGAAGUGCAUGUUGCGCUACUCAAACCGCAAAAUAUUGGGUCUUAUGGAAACUGGACCUGCGUAUUUUGCGUGGAAUUUAAUUGAGGCAACGCAAGCGGAGGAGUUCAAUAAAGUGGUAAAGGACUUGCUUGAUGGGUUGAGAAGCAAAGCUGCAUCAGGAGACUCUCGUAGCAAAUAUGCUACAGCAAAUGCAACUGGGCCAGAUAACAAAAUCAUUUACGGGCUUGUGCAGUGUACGCCUGAUUUAUCUGGACCCGACUGCGAUAAUUGCUUGAUUCAGUCCAUCAAAGAAAUCACAAAUUGUUGCGAUAGUAAAAUAGGAACUAGAAUUGUUAGACCCAGUUGCAAUCUGAGAUAUGAAACUUCCUCACCCUUCUUUGGGUCUCAAGCAUAUACACCAUCACCAUCAUCAUCAUCCUCCCCACCUUCUAUGGUCACUACUAACACUUCCGCAGAAGAUAAGCGCGAUGCGUCAGGAAGUACUUGUGGAGAUCUACUGAUUCUUAUCUCACAAUACUCUAAAUUAGCAGUAACAUCCUAUUGCUCUGAAUCCCAGAAGACAACAACCAAUAUGGUUGUGCUUGCAUUAAGGUCAUUUUCCUGUGUCUGUUGUCUCCUCCUGAUAACAGUUUUUAUGUCUGGAGUCAGUGCCGAUAACAAUACACAAAACUUCCACUACUUCUGUGAUCAUACAAAUAACAGAGGAAACUACACAGCCAACAGCACCUAUGAGACCAACCUCAACACCCUUUUGUCGACUAUCACUUCCAAUACAGAAAUCGAGUAUGGUUUCUACAAUCUCACAGAGGGCGAAAACACUGACCAAGUGUACGCUAUUGGGCUGUGUAGAGGAGACGUUAAGCCAGAUGAAUGCCGCAACUGCCUGGGACAUUCGAGAGGCAAUCUCAGUGAGGUUUGUCCAAAUCGAAAGGAAGUAAUUGGUUGGUACGAGGAUGAGAAGUGCAUGUUGCGCUACUCAGACCGCAAAAUAUUGGGUCUUAUGGAAAAUGGACCUGCGUAUUUUGCGUGGAGUUCAAUCAAUGCAACGCAAGCGGAGGAGUUCAAUAAAGUGGUAAAGGACUUGCUUGAUGGGUUAAGAAGCAAAGCUGCAUCAGGAGACUCUCGUAGCAAAUAUGCAACAGCAAAUGCAACAGGACCAGAUAACAAAAUCAUUUACGGGCUUGUGCAGUGUACGCCUGAUUUGUCUGGACCAGACUGCGAUAAUUGCUUGCUUCAGUCCAUCAAUGAAGUCAGUAAUUGUUGCGAUAGUAAAAUAGGAACUAGAAUUGUUAGACCCAGUUGCAAUCUGAGAUAUGAAACUUCCUCUCUCUUCUAUGGCGCUCAAGCAUAUACACCAUCACCCUCACCCUCACCAUCGCCAUCAUUUUCGCCACCUUCUAUGGUCACUACUAACACUUCCGCAGAAGAUAAUCGCGAUGCGUCAGGAAGUACUUAUGCAGAUAUAGUCUCGUUCAUACUGUUGUUUUGUUGUAUCCUUUUCUGUUUUUGUUUGAGAGCCAAGGAGAAGAUGUUUUGAAAGCAAUUCUACUUAGCAUAUACAUAGCUGCAUCAUCAGAAGAAUUUUUUCUAAAUAUGCUGCAGCAAGUUCAGUUGUAACUUUGGAGACAACUUUCCCCUUUCUGUGUGUAAACUUUUAUUGUUUUUAAUUUUGUAAACUUCAUUCUGAGGAAUAGUAUAGUUAUCAAAAAAAAAAUAAACUUUUAU
This is a messenger RNA of Vigna unguiculata (cowpea), 2268 nucleotides long. Its product is annotated as cysteine-rich receptor-like protein kinase 15. The record is from RefSeq and is a predicted model, not a curated record. Gene Ontology annotation, cellular component: plasma membrane. Gene Ontology annotation, molecular function: ATP binding; protein serine/threonine kinase activity. Lineage: Eukaryota; Viridiplantae; Streptophyta; Magnoliopsida; Fabales; Fabaceae. Gene Ontology annotation, biological process: protein phosphorylation.